Molecule: messenger RNA, 204 nt
Organism: Daldinia decipiens
Lineage: Eukaryota; Fungi; Ascomycota; Sordariomycetes; Xylariales; Hypoxylaceae
Exons: 2
Coding region: 1-204 (67 amino acids)
Source: RefSeq, a predicted model, not a curated record
AUGCCUGGCCAGAUCGCCGCACCCAUCCCGGUUACACCACCGCACUUGUUCGCCAGCCUAAAUGCUACUCUUUCUUCUGCGGAGAGUAAGCGAGUUACCCCUAUCCGCUCUAUCCAAGAACGAGACUGGGAUGUGCCGGCACCCCCGCCGCCUAGUCCAGUCAGCUUCCACCCAGAUCACUGGCAGCGCACUCUACGUCAUUGA